Messenger RNA from Cladocopium goreaui, 4350 nucleotides. The record is from the annotation of a GenBank genome assembly. Lineage: Eukaryota; Dinophyceae; Suessiales; Symbiodiniaceae.
AUGCCCAGGCCUUCUCCCUUUGGUGCAGAGCCGGAAGAACCAACAGUGCAAUCAUCUCUCGCUUCUUCUAGCUCGGGGUGGAAGAAGUACACCCUACUUGAGAAGGAGGUGGGGCACAAGUGCCUAGCCGCACUCCUGGGAGUCGGGCACAAGAGACUCCACAAGUUGGAAUCCACCAGACCUGAUCUGCGCUAUGGCCAAAAACCAUACAUGUCCAAACCAGGGACGUGGACGGUAGACGCGUUUCUGAAGAUUUCUUACGAUGCAGUAGCAGAGACCCUGCCCGACGAGUUCAUCCGAAGGGGGAGAGCCUCACGGCCAAAGAGGGAUCUCGAUGGCGAUGAGCCAAGUGACUAUGAGGAGCUUUCUUCAGAGGUCGAAAUGGAUGACAUGAAGGGCAAAGCAUCAGCGGCCAAGAAUGAAGGUUCAUGGGACCUGGGCGUGAUUACUAUUUGUGAUGAGGAAGGUCGGCCACGACCCACUACGGUGGUGGUUGUGGAUUGGGUGGGUAUCCAAACCAGGGUGGAGGUGAAAAAAAUGAAUGCCACCCACAGCUGGCGAACACACUUGCCUGCGACUGGAGUCAAGCUUGAAGGUGGUCUGCUGCGAGACGAUGAGGGGAACCACAUGUUUCUGUGCAUGCAGCGCAGAGGAUGGACAUUGUCCCCACUGGAAAGUGUCUUGCUAACAGCUGCCAUCCAGCAACCCAACAACCACAGCGAACAGACGGGACGAAGCCUGCGAAAGCUGGCCGAGGCUGUGAUGUAUCACUAUGGUCACAAGUACCAGCGGGCUGUGGAUUACUUGCAAUCCCUUGCCAACAACAGUUUUUGGGAAGAAGCUGAACUUCCAAGGGCAAAGGUAGAGGAACGGUCCCGCAUGCUCAAGGAUCAGAAAGAUUCCGGCACAGCAGAGGAACCUCCUUCGAAGAAAGCGUGCUCUGCUUUUGAGAAGCAGAUGUCCAAGUUGCCAGCGGGCGAUUUGGAGCUGGUGAAAGACCUGGUGCAGUUUGUCUAUUCGUUCAAGACUGAUCUUGGUGAAACGCAGAUAGGAUCCCACCCAGCAACACUUGCUCUUGAUACCUUGGGGAGUGGUUCUGAUGAGAGCAACAAGCUCCAUGCUGCCCAGUUGGAUGGGUGGUACAAUGAAUAUGCUUGCAAAGUCCGCAAGAUGCCGUAUCUCUACCGACCACCUGCCCUCGCUAUGGAUCCUAGCAUGAACGACGAGACGACAAAGGUGCCAAUCAUCUGCCUGAGGUUCACAAAGCCACUGGAUGGCUUACCAGUGUUGGAGGAUUGGCUGGACGCCUGGACUUGCGGACCGCUGAGUGUGGACCAGAUCAAGGGCUGGACUCGCACAACAAUUGUCUUGACAAUCCUCUUGGCUGCUUCGGAGAUGGACCUUUCUGACCCCAGCUGUGUCCAGAAGCUGCAGCCUCUGUUCGGGGUGCUCGACAAGUGCUGGCUGGUCCCAGUUCACUUCACCUUUGGAGCCGAUCAAGCUUGGCAAUCCUUCCGCAAUUUGAGCUUGAGCUACCGUGGAAGCGAACGUCAAGCACCCAACACCUUACAACUAUCACUUCGCUUUAGCCAUGUGAUGGAGCUUCGGUCUCAAGAUGGCACCCAUGGGUCAGGUCUCUCCACCGAGCAGCGCCUUCAAGAUGUGGUGCAAUCCUUCAACGAGACCUCUGGCCUGCAGAACAAACACAAGAUCGACGAGGAGAAAUUCAAAGCCAUCUACAAUAUCAUUGCCGGAAGCUGUCCUGCUGCUCGCGACAUCAUCCGCGCUCACCUUGAUCGGGCAAAGUGGAAGGAAAGCGCUUUCAGUGUUGAACAGUUUCGCUCUGUUCGUUGGAUGCUCAACACAGCUCCCCGGAGCUCUUGCUGCCCGACCACCCUGCGCAAGUUUUUGACCGUCACCGAACUUGCACAGUGCAUGCACUUGAAGCUCGUCAUUCAGAGUUUCUUGGACGCGGGACGCCGACUGAGAGCAAGUGCUAGGCCACGGGUACGCCUUGCCUCUGAGGGCUUUGACAAGCUAUGCGAUUUCGCUUGUGUGUACGCCAAUGUCCUGACAGAAGCCAGAUCUCUUGCUAGCUGGUCUGACGAGAAGGAGAAGGGAUUCAUGAAAGCGUUCUACCAGAAGGACUACAUGUCGGAGAUUGAAGCGCUCAUUGUGGCCAAACUUCCUUCAUGGCAGCCCCAGCAUUUGUCUUUGUGGUCUGACCGGGUUGAGCCGCCAGCUACCCCAUGCAAGGUGGCCACGGCUGCAGACAUCGUCCAAAUGGAGGACGAGGCUCAAGGGGCAAAGUUCCGGGAGAUUAGGGCAAAGAUCAGCCAGGACGUGGCAAGCAUGACGGCCUACAACGCCAAAAUUGAGGCCAACAAGAAACGGGAACACGUGGUGAUGGUCAUGCAUGAAAGGAGCCAAAUGCAAGUUGGGAAAGAGCUCUGCGAAUCCUACAUGGAGAAAUGGUGCCGCGUUGACAUGACCGCCAAGAAGGAGAACUGCGAUUCGAAGAUCGAUCAAAUGGUUCGGGCAACCGCAGCUGCCAAGAAGGUUGAACCCCGCGACGUAGACCUCAUUCUGUAUAUGGAUUGCACCAAGAUGGGUGUGAUUUCACAGAGUGAGAUCAACUAUGUGGGUGAGACUGCUGAGCGAUUGCUGUACCGAAACCCUUCCAGAUCAACUCUGCUCUUGUUGCCACCGCUCUUGGUGGGUUCUGAUGGUGGAGGCAGCCUCCGAAAUGACAUAAGGAAAUUGGAGGACAAAUUGCUUGCUCACAAAAUUGAGCUGAAGCCCUUCACAAUCAACCUUGACCAGAAGGAGCUCCAUCGGAACAGAGACCUACCCUCUGCAUUCAUUGCCUUCAUGGGGGUAGUUGACUCGACGCUCCCACUGAAAGGCACUGCGCACCGAGUGGUUCGUGGUGCUCCUGAGAGUGAAAAUUCCACGAAUGUGUUUUGCAGUUCCUCCUUGUGGCUUCGUCAAUCGCUCCGACCCGAAGCUUUUCCACCAGCCCUAGCAGAGAAGGAGUUUGUCGUGCCAGGAGAAGCUUUCACAUGCAACGACACACGCAGGAACUAUUCAGACCAGCAAGAGACUGCACAAUGGCUUGGCGGCCAAGCUGUUCCAAAGGCUCUUCUCCAAGCACUCACAGGUGACCGGAAGCAGUUCUAUGGCGCAGUGGUUGUGCAUCCAACGUCCUAUGAUGCAUGCGUGGAGCUGGCUUCAUUGCAGCUUGGUCUCUCUGUCAUGGGGAGCAGCAGUGUGCAAGCCAAUUUCCAGUGCGCCAAGGAGAUGGCCAAGGGUCACCUCCUAGAGGCUUGGAAAGCGGCCCGAAGUCCUAUGGACAAAACCCAACCUCGCUAUCACAAGGAGCCUUCGCCUGACAGCCUUCCUCAGAAAGACGACUUGCCUGCUCUCAAGGUCUGUCAGGUAUCUGACAACAAACUGUGCCUUCCGAGGGACAUUCGGCAGAUGUUCCUUCAGUGCCCCAUCUACGGGCCUGAAUGGCGCAGUUUGCUGAAGGAGUUUGAUGCGCAGCGGGGUGUGCCUGCAUCAGAUGGCUCUCCGACCCCACGAUCCAGUGCCAAUCCCAAUGGCACACCCAGCCCUGUGAAGGAUGAGGUGAAAAUGGAGAAGGAUGAGUUUGAUUGGAGCACAGCAUUUCCCGACGAGCCCAAGACCAUGGACGCAAUCAAGCAAAAGUACGGGCAGGACAUCACCGAGAUGCCAGGCCAUGACCCCAAUGUCACCUUUGUCCUCGUGCCGGGUCCAGCCCUCUUUGUGACUGUCAAGGAAGCCAUGGUGCUGAAGAACGCUGCGAUCAAUGGUCCCAUUGUGGCGCACGGGGCAGGAGUUUGGCUAUUGGGGGACAAGGCAGACAAAUUCAAAAAGGACAACCCUAACCGUGGCAUCCCGUGCAGUUGUCACAACGAUGAAGGGUGGGUAGUGAUGGAGGAGCAAGGUGCUGAUGGUGAUGUGGUGUCACUGCGUGUUGCGCUUCAGCGUGUGGAGAAGGGCGGGAUGGUUGACUUUAGCCUGGGCGGCCACACCUGUGCUCGUCCAGCAGCGGUGGCACAAGGUCAUCAGGACGAUCACUUUCAAGUGGCUCCAGACGCCGCCCAGGCUUUGUUGUGGAGGCCACAUGCUAUUGCGACCAAGAACCUCAAGGCUUGCAACGUUGCGAGCAGCUUUUUGUGGUCUGCUUUGGAGGAGUCUCCACUUGUGCUGGUUUGGCGUUUGCGGAUCUAUGCGACCGAGAAGUGUGUUGCGGCUUGCAAGCCGUUGUGGUUCCUUCCGGCUCCAUUGGACCUUGGGAAGGGCCGUUGCCAAAGGUUGAUCUGA